AUGUUCAACGAUACUUCUGUAGAGCAAAAUACUAUGCGUAAUGUUUUAAAUAAACUGAUACAAAUAUCUUUUCCAUAUAUCAUUAUUGUUUCCGUUGUCGGUAUUUGUGGAAAUUUUCUUACAAUAAUUAUGCUGUCAACAAAAUCUGUUUCAAAAAAUUUUAACAAUUGUACAUUGAUUGCUCUUGCUCUUACUGAUCUUUUAUUUAAUUUUACACUUGUUUCCCGAUGUAUCAAUGACUUAACACAAUCAAAUCAUGCACAACUUUGUCGUUUGUUAUCAUUUCUUUCUCAUUUAGCUGAAUUAUUAUCAGCUUGUUUUACAGCCCAAUUUACUGCUCAACGUUUUAUAGCUGUUCGAUUUCCUUUAAGUGUAUUUGUUGAAAAAAGAAUUCAUCUUAUACAUUAUUUAGUUGUCACAUUAUUUAUUAUUUUUGGUAUAAUUUAUUGUUUAGUUUUAGUUAAAACUAAUGCAUAUGAGCAUUGUCAUGAAGAAUUAGAUUUAAAUUGGUUUAUAUCAGAUGCAUUAUUAUCAUUUCUUAUACCAUUUACAAUAAUAAUAAUAUUAAAUAUAUUAAUUAUAUGUUAUUUAAAAAAACGUUUUCAAAAUAAUCAACAAUAUCGUUUUACAAAACGACAACAACAAUCUGAAGUUAUACCAUUAAAUUUUCUUAAACAAUGUUCAUCACGAUAUGAAAUUACAUUCAAUACAAAAUUUCAACCAAAUAUUUAUGAAAAUAUUAACAUAUCAAACUCUAGGGUAUUGAAUAUAGUUUUGUGCUAG
Molecule: messenger RNA, 783 nt
Organism: Rotaria sp. Silwood2
Lineage: Eukaryota; Metazoa; Rotifera; Eurotatoria; Philodinida; Philodinidae
Source: the annotation of a GenBank genome assembly